Messenger RNA from Pieris napi, 4381 nucleotides. It is a transcript of the gene lqfR, whose product is annotated as clathrin interactor 1. Gene Ontology annotation, cellular component: plasma membrane; clathrin vesicle coat; endosome. Lineage: Eukaryota; Metazoa; Arthropoda; Insecta; Lepidoptera; Pieridae. The record is from RefSeq and is a predicted model, not a curated record. Gene Ontology annotation, molecular function: phospholipid binding; clathrin binding. The transcript is spliced from 11 exons. Gene Ontology annotation, biological process: endocytosis. The coding region runs from base 187 to 4161 and encodes 1324 amino acids.
UGACUAGAACAGAAAUGACAAUUGCAUGAUCGGUGUGCGACGGGCAACCAUCAUCGUCGCCAUUUUACAUUUUUCAAUAAUGUCAGCCAAAUCAUCAGAUCGCGUUUAUAGUUAAAAAUUCGUGAUAUUAACGGAAAUUUAUUCAAGUUUUUCACUCUAAGUCUACAAUAACUAAAGUGCAGUGAAAUGGAUCGUUUUAUCAGCAUGUGGAAGGUUCGAGAGCUGGCGGAUAAAGUAACCAAUGUAGUAAUGAACUACACAGAAGUUGAGGGCAAAGUACGAGAAGCAACAUCAGAUGAGGCAUGGGGCCCAACUGGACAGCAGAUGCAGGAACUGGCAUUAGCCACCUUCACAUAUGAGCAUUUUCCUGAAGUUAUGUCUAUGCUCUGGAGGAGAAUGUUGCAUGAUAAUAGAUCACACUGGAGAAGAACUUACAAGUGUCUUCUUCUUCUGAGCUAUCUGGUCCGCAAUGGGUCAGAACGUGUAGUCACCUCAGCUCGGGAACAUAUCUAUGACUUGAGGUCACUGGAAAACUACACUUAUGUUGAUGAUCUGGGAAAAGAUCAGGGCAUAAAUGUGCGGCACAAAGUCCGUGAACUGAUAGACUUCAUUCAAGAUGAUGAGAAGUUGAGAGAAGAAAGGAAGAAAGCCAAGAAGAAUAAGGACAAAUAUAUUGGCAUGUCCUCUGAGGCAACUGGAGGUUUGGCAAGUAUAAGAAUGGAGGGCAUGGGGGCUAUGGGCAGAAGUUCUGGAGGCUGGGGAGAGUACAGUGAUAGGAACACUUCAUGGGAUGAGCCAAAGGAAAGAAAUGAUGAAGAUGAUUAUGAAAGAGAGGAUUCUGAUGGAGAGAGUGGAGGGAAGAAACCGCAGAAAGAAAAUGUGUACCAUGAUUCAGAGGUGAUAGACGAAAGUCCUCCGCCCUCAGACCGAGUAAGAGACCGCCACAAGCCGCUUAACAUCAGCCUACGUAGUCCUGCUCGUACUAAACCCGCUACACCUGCUAAGAAGAUUGACCUAGGUGCAGCAGCAACAUACGCUAAAGCGGCAACUGCCCCAUCGCCAGUAACUAAGCAACCGGCAACAAACAAGUCUCAGGAGCUGCUGGAUGACUUAUUUAAGACCUGUCCAGCCGCUGAAACAACAAGUACUGAUGUUGCCAAUCUAGUUGAAGACGACUUUGAUCCAAGAGCGGAAGAGCCGAAGCCCACACAAAAAGAUGAAUUUGGUGAUUUUACGAACGCGUUCGCUCCACCCGCUGUAUCCAGCGAUUCAUUUGCUGAUUUCACUAGCGCCUUCACAGAUAGCAACACUACUAACAAUGUUUCAGCGCCAGCAUCGAACCUAGACCUCCUAAGUGAUCUAGCACCUCCGGACAAUGGGUUUGAUUUAGACUCACUCACCGGACAACUCGCAAGCACAAACAUCACGCACACACAAUUACAGCCCAUGCAAGGCUGCGAGAGAUCCAGUGACCGACUGAAGACAGAAAUAUCUCACCUCGUUGAUACUCUACAGAACAUAGAAAGAAUUAGCUCUGAAGAGGACGUAAAACGAAUAAAAACUUGUUUAAUGAACCUUUUUAAUUACCUCCCCGGUCCGGUAACCCCACAGAAACUACUCGAUUGCGAUGACAAAAUAUUAAAUGACCAUUUGGACGCCUACAGCCAGCUUCUCUCGUCAUGUAGAAGUUUACUCCGACAAUGGCCAAUUCUCAAACAAGAAAUCGUCACGCUGUUCACAGUCGAAGAAGGUUUCUACCUGAGCCAGGAGUGCUUGUCUAUUUUGUGCGGUUUUUUGAAGGAAGAGAGAAAUGUAUUAGCUCUGGAAGCCACGUCAUUUAUUUUACAGAAAUAUGCCAAAAGUGAUGCAAUUCUAGCCGCUAUAAUAGAUUGCUCACACAGUAUCGGCGACGGGCAAGAUAGAAUCAAACUACAAAACGAAUGGGAGAACUACGUUCAAUACUUCAUAACGUUGCCCGAACGAGUCGCAAAUCGACUUGAAAUUAAAACUCCCAAGGAAUUCUCGCAUGAAAAUUUCUCCUAUAUUGUGGUAUUUCAAAUUGUCAGAUCUCUAGAUUUUAUGGCGGAGAGUAAUUUUUUUCAAAGUGCCCGAUAUAAUCUUGCAUGUGUCUCGCAUCUCGUUUCAAAAUUCGUUACUUACUACAGUAACACUGAGGCGUUUUAUCAUUUAAUUGAUAUUAUCAUAGCCUGGACCGAUCCAAAUAAUAAUGAUCCAUGUAAGUUCGUAAGGAGAAAACUCUUACAGACGCUAUCGCAUCACUUACAUCGCAGAGCCAUUGAUAAACUCGUCGUUUAUUUGUUCAAAAGAUGUCCAAUUUACUACAAAAACUACGAACAGCCUAUUAAAACGCUACUUGGGGAUAACAUUGACUCGAGCAAAGAUUGGAACGAGAUUCUAUUGUAUAAAAUGCCUUACAACGUUCAUUUAAAAGACUAUAAAGAUACUACAAUACAGGAAAAUUUAUUAUACUAUGUUGCUACAAGUAAAAAAUGCAAGGAUAUGCUAUCAAAUUUGAUUCUCAGCUUAGCUAACGUCUGGGCUGAUGUUAGAUCAAAAAACGUAACUGACGUUAAUCAACAUAUGUAUACGUCUGUAUUACUGUUAUUGGCUAUUAAAUAUAGAGUAACACUCUGGAAACAAAAUUCGGACGAUUGGGACUUAUUACAGAUAAAAACAAUUUUAAUCAGAGGCAUGUCCAAGCAUCUUGACGUCAUGACGCAAGAGUAUAGAUGUAUAGGAAUGGCCACGAUCGAGUUAAUUUUUAAAAUUCUAUCAGAUGUUGACAGCAAAGAUAGAGAAGCUGUCCAUCAGCUAAAAUUCGAUUACAAUUCUAUGGGAAAUACUUCUGUAGAAAUACACAAGGUUCUAAAAGGUGUUACAAAUAAAUGCCUCAUAGAUAAAGAACAUGUUAAACCAGCAAAUGAAUUAUCUGGGGUCAAUCUAAGUAAAAUCUUAGACCUUAUUGCAUUUAAAGUCGAUGAUGUAGAUAGACCCGUAAACAAUUCUGUUAUAACGUGUGCAGUUAAAACCUCGGAACAAACCAAAGCUAUUGUAAAAACGAUCAUAUCAGUUAAAUUGGAUGAAUUAAAAAAACAUGGGGUUGACGAGGAAUUAGAUUCAGAUGAUGAUUUACAGCCUUAUGAUAUGAGUAAUGAUGAGCCAAUGUCGGCAAAAAAGAAACCCAAUUAUUUGCGAGAUUUACUGGAAAUGAUUAGAGAUGCUAAAGAACAGGAAACCUUUGAAGUUGCCCUAGAAAGCGCUGAAGAAUUAGUCAACGAACAAAUGAAGCUUGAGCACAAAGUUCUUGCCAUAGAGUUGCUGGAUCUCUUCGUGCAUUUGGAGGAAAAGUAUCAUGUCUCCAAUUUCGACAGCAUUAGAUUCAACACAUCUGUGGCUAUAGUUUGCGCUCAUCCCAAAGACGGCGCGGAACAUCUAUGCAAAGAAAUACACACAGACAUAGGUAGAUACUCGAUUGCCACCAAAAUUUUCAUGCUAGAUGUUUUGUCCGAAGCAGCAAACAGAAUUGCAGAUGUUCGACAGACUGAACCAAAACCUAAGACUGAAACAAAGCAAAAAACAGACGACGCGAUCUCAGAAGAAGUGAUUAGACGAAGAUUGAUCAACAAAACUCGAUACUUCCAUACAAAAAGACCCCACCCUUUUGCAAAAGCGAAGAAGAAUCAGUUUGCGGCGGUAGCUGACAGUUUUUUCUAUCCCCUCAUCGGGGGUUUUGGUCAUCGUCAAUUGACAUUAAGCUAUCAGAAUACGAAGCAAGACGUCGACAACAUUCUCCUUCUCAAAUACCUGUCCGUCGUAGGCAACGUGAUUUUAGCGUCUAAAAAUUGUCCAAAAGUCGCAAUUUACUGCAAGGAAAUAAUUCCAAUGAUUUUGUACAUGAGAUUUUCGCCGGAACCAAAGAUUCAGACGUGUGUAAUAUCAAUAAUAGCGUCUAUAGUGAUGGUUUUACCUCCAACUAUACUUCGGGAUGAAUUUGCCUCAAUGAUGUCGGAGAUAUGCGCCUGGCUAAUGGAUUAUUUGAAUAAUAUCGACUUGGCGAUGAAUGUUAGCGGAGCUAAAACUGAAGCGGGGUUGUUUGCCGGACAAGUGUUGCAUUUGAUCGAGAAAAAUUUGUCGAACUAAGGGGAAUUACAUUAAAAAGUAUAAGCAGAAUUUGUUUCUCGGAUUGUCUAUAGUUGUAAAUAGUUUUUAAUAUUAGUAUUUCGCUUUGUUUAAGUUUGAAAUAAAAAUGCGAGCUGAAAUAGUGCACAAUUUUAUCUGUCUAUUAAAAACAUGAUGUAACAUUAUAAUUCAUUUCUUAAAAUUCUGUACCCACCGUUAGAUGAAUAAAUAUGUCUCCAUA